This is a messenger RNA of Labrus bergylta (ballan wrasse), 343 nucleotides long. The record is from RefSeq and is a predicted model, not a curated record. NCBI's taxonomy places the organism in Eukaryota, Metazoa, Chordata, Actinopteri, Labriformes, Labridae.
AUGUUCAAUCAAAUUUCUGUAGGGAAGAACAUUCGUGUGAUUGACCCCUUCACCAUCAAGCCCCUUGACGCCGCUACUAUUCUGGAGAGUGCCAGAGCUACAGGGGGAAAGAUCAUCACUGUGGAGGACCACUACAAGGAGGGUGGUCUUGGUGAAGCAGUGCUGUCCGCAGUGGGGAGUGAGCCCAGCAUUGUUGUAACCCGGAUGGCAGUGAGCGGCGUUCCCCGCAGCGGGAAGCCCCAAGAGCUUCUCGACAUAUUCGGUAUCAGCGCUAAGCACAUUGCUGAUGCUGUGCGUCAGACCUUUGCGAACUAAGGACUGCACACGGGAUCCUCCGCUUCCU